This is a messenger RNA of Pistacia vera, 761 nucleotides long. Its product is annotated as transmembrane protein 50 homolog. Gene Ontology annotation, biological process: late endosome to vacuole transport via multivesicular body sorting pathway; protein targeting to vacuole. The record is from RefSeq and is a predicted model, not a curated record. The transcript has 4 exons. Bases 105 to 512 code for a protein of 135 amino acids. NCBI's taxonomy places the organism in Eukaryota, Viridiplantae, Streptophyta, Magnoliopsida, Sapindales, Anacardiaceae.
AGUGUACUCGAGGAAACACCAAAGAAAGCAGAGGAGAGAGAAAGACCGAAUUAACAGUUGAAACUCGGCUGGAAGUUUAGCGAAGCGAGUCACCUUCCCCUAAAAUGGAUUUGGCGGAGCUGUGGGCAAUCUUCGGGCCCGGCGUGGCUGGGGCCGUAUUUGGAGCCGGUUGGUGGUUCUGGAUCGACGCCGUCGUUUGUAGUUCAGUUAAAGUCUCCUUCGUUCACUACCUUCCUGGUAUUUUUGCGUCAAUUGCCGCUUUGAUGUUCAACUGCGUGAGAAAAGAGGACAUUGAUUAUUCUCCGUACGAAGAAGGGGAGUGGAGAUUGAAGCUCUGGCUUUUUUUCGCUUAUGUUGUAUCCUUUGUCUCUCUAGCGGCAUCAGUUGGCCUAUUAAUACAGGAUUCACUUGUGACAACUGGUCCAUCAGUGUGGACAGGAACUGCGGGUGUCUUGCAGUGUGUGUUUGUAUUGAUCAGUGGACUCAUCUAUUGGACUUCUCAUUCGGAGUAAGAAGAUAUAAGUCAAUAUACUCACCAUCUGAAGGUUGAAAUUUACGAGUGAGGGAACUGUCUUCUCAAGAAUCAUUUUAUUUAUUUGAUUAAUGUGAUAGAAAACAGUUUACACUUUUGUAAAUCUAUGUGUUGUAUUACCAAAUCUUGAGCAUCCAAGUAGGCUUCACGAUUCUCUUAUGGGAUUAUUGUUAAAUGAAAGAUUAAUUUCGCGCUGUACAUGUGUUUAUUAAUCUACUCUGCUUGAACC